UGUCAUGCAAAUAUAAUGUUUUCUACCCCUUUCCUAAUUUUUACAGCAGUUUUCUGGCAAAGUUCAAGAAAUUUUAUUUGUGUUUGCCUGAUCGAAAUGGAUUACUCUCGUUUCCUGACUACUGUGAGCAAAUCAAGGAGAACAAACCCUGCAAGAAUAACCAAUGAAAUCUCAAAGAAGAUGGCUUCCUUAAUCAUGCUUUCUGGGGGGAUGCCAAAUGCUGACUAUUUCCCAUUUAAAUCAGCAAGUAUCUCCCUUAUUGAUGGAACUACCAUUGAAAUUGGAGAAGAACUGAUGAAGAAAGCUCUUCAGUACAGUGCUGCAGAUGGAAUUCAUGAAUUAUUGGCUUGGUUGGAAGAACUGCAGAUGAAAAUUCAUAACCCACCAACAGCACAUUACACUCCUGAAAAAGGAAAAAUGAAGAUAUGCAUCACUACAGGAAGCCAGGAUGGACUUAGUAAAGUAUGGGGUAUCCAAAUAUCACUGUGUCUCUCUCUACUUUCUUUCCAUAACUGGCAAAAAAAGCAUUCUAACUUCUAGGUUUCUCUUUCCUUCUGUUAUAUAUCGUUAUUUGUUAUGAAGUACCUGCGCUUUCUUGGUUGGAUCCAAUGUGUCUCUUUGUAGGAGGCUGUAGUGGUGAUCACUGCUGGUGGAACCCAGUGAGAAGGGGUGUUCCUGCCAGCUCAUUUCUUCUUUCCCCUGCAGUUCCACACAUCAUCUUCACACUUAUCACCUAAAUAAAUCCCUCAAAGCAAUUUUUACCAUAGGCUCCUUUUUCUUCCCUGCAUGAAUCUCCUGUGAAUGGAGUUCUUCCCUCUUUCCACCAGUAAAAGCAAAGUCAGUUACCUCCAGUCUCCCAGUUAUAUAAUUCUAUUACCCAGGCUCCUAAAUACAUAUAAAUGGAAGCAAGUGCACUCACGGACAGUUUCUCCACCUGGAUAUAAAUUCCCUUCUUCUCUCCACAUCUCCCUACACCAGGGGUCGGCAACCUACGGCCCGCGGGCCGGAUCCGGCCCGCCGAGGCCUUUCUGCCGGCCCCCGCGCAGUCCUGCCGCCGAUUGCC
Molecule: messenger RNA, 1063 nt
Organism: Sceloporus undulatus (fence lizard)
Lineage: Eukaryota; Metazoa; Chordata; Lepidosauria; Squamata; Phrynosomatidae
Product: kynurenine/alpha-aminoadipate aminotransferase, mitochondrial-like
Exons: 3
Coding region: 16-540 (174 amino acids)
Molecular function (GO): L-kynurenine:2-oxoglutarate transaminase activity
Source: RefSeq, a predicted model, not a curated record